AUGCGUAUCACGUCCGCAGUUUUAACAGAACAAGACAGCCAAGAUGGCUGCCUGCUAGUGUUGUAUUAUGAUGGGGACAGAUGGUGGCUUGGGGUCUGCUGCAGAAAGGUAACAAAACAGGCUGGAACAAAGGAAACUGCAGAGACACACAAGCUGCAGCCAGUACAGGUUUUGCAGACAGGUUCAGAAGCAACUUCAGUUGAUGGCCCCAUAUCAGACCAAAUGGAGGAAGGGCUGCCCAGCCAUGUUGAAGAAAGAGGGAUGAAAUCAGAGCGCACAACAGGCCUGAUAAAUGGAGUGCGCGAGCAGAAAGGAGUGGGAACACCAAUGGAGAUAAGUGCAUGGAUGGGAAGUCAGUCUGUUGUGCAGCAGCCUUCUGAAAUCAUUAGCUGGGAAAAUACUCUGGCACCAAAACAAACGGUUGCUACAAGCAAUGUCAACUUGGAAGAUGCCAGAAACUUGGCCGCUUUCUCUGCAGUGGCCGAGGCUAUGUCUUCAUUCAACAUGCAAGCACUUAGGUCUCAGUCACUGCAGAUGCCACUGCUUUUUGAGCAAUUUUAUGCUGAAAUGAAAAGAAACACCAUGGCUGGAGCAACAGUGGCUCCAAUGGAUGAUUCUGUAUGCACUGAAGAUUUGCAAACACUGACGGCUGAACUGGCUCUUGCAAGACAUGGCAAGAAACCGCCUUACUGCAAUUGUGAAGGCCCAGAGUGUCCUGAUUAUCUUGAAUGGCUUGAAAAGAAAAUUCAGAAGGCCAGCAGUAAGGAACAGAUCAGGACUUCCAAUCAGCUUAGCAUGAACAAUGCCAAACCUGUAGUAAAUGGUGCUCUUCCAAACCAGGUGCCUGCUGCGGAGGAAACCUGCUCCUCAACUGCCCUUUUAGUACCCCAGAAUGCACUGCCUCUAUCUGAGGAGAGGAAUGUUAGCCCUCAGACGGCACUUGUAAUUGAAGCCCUUACACAAUUGUCAUCUACACCUGCACAGCCUUCAGGGGACAUCUCAACAAGCAGCGACACUUUACCGAUGCCCGAUUUACUUGGUGCUAAGGAUCCAGCUCUUAUGGUUCCACCUUAUGACCUCAAUUUAGCUCAGUUUUCGGAGGUGCCUAUAAAUCAUGUUUUCCAAAACCAGAGCUGUCAGCCAUAUCCUGGUCAAAAUCUGCUUCAGGGACCAGAGGUUAAACUGCAGCAAUCAUGGGAACAACAGAGGCAUCCAGACCAAGGAGAAACCCAGUACAUUCCAGAACAUAAUAUAUUACACAAUUCUUCAUUACAGUUUAAUGCUUCUGAGCCAACGACAGAAAUGUCAGAUGCUGAAAAACAGUGGACAGAAAAAGUCAAAAGUAUUGGCAUGGGUAUGCCAUGGAUGUUUCAGCAAAGUUCCAUGAAUAGCAAUCCAGUGGCCCAGCUGGAACAACUGUUAGGAGAUGCUAGUAAACAUUACAGCAAGUCUGCACUUAACACAGGGAAGGUCUCUAAGAAAAAGAAAAUCACAAAAGGUAAGAAGUCCCAACGUGUUACACCAGUAAAGCUUGAGAACGGGAGUGACUGUUAUGGGAUAGCUACAACGCAGGUGCCCCCUCAUCCACUAUCUAGUGGCCCUGUUAAACAUAAAGCACAGAAAGUGCUAAAAAAGCACCUGAAACACAAACGGGCCAUGUUUUUAGAGCAGGACAAGGUGCAACCUGAUCAGCAGGGGAUGCCAAACUGGUGGGAACAUGCAUCACAGCAUUUAGCAGCUGUGCAACCAGAAAAAAAAGUCAGAGGAAGGAAGAAAAAAAUUCACUUAUCUUUGCAGAAUUCGAUGACCCCCAACAACCAGCAUAAGUCACCCCGUAAGCACUUGAAAGGCAGAAGGCUAAAGAAGGAACCUCAGUCUCAGUUCUUGCCUUUGAGGCAGAUAAGUCUCGAGUCUUUUCACCAACAAGAAAGAAUAAAACAGGAGUGUGCAGAAACACCAGAACUAACAGCACACAAUAUAAAAAAGGAAUGUGCCGAAACAUCAGAACUAACGGAACACCAUCCCUCUAGCAAUGUCCUUAGUCAUCAGUCCCAGCAACCUGUAAGCACUUCCAUUGCACAGCAACAAUUUAGCAAUCCCUUGUCUUUAAAUGUCCAAACCCCUUGUGUAACUAAUCCAUGCAAUCAAAAUCAAGCAUGCAGUUUUCAAGGAAGUGUCCAGCCUGGCCCGCCUGUCUCUUCUUACAUGCCGUUAUCAGUUGAUUCUCACCCCUCAUUUGCUGUGGAGCAGGGUGAAACUGAUCAAAGACGGGUGAAUUUAGAAGUAACUAUUGAUCAGAAUGACACAAGUUCAUUGGAUGAUGCAUUUGAGGAAUUAAUUAGGCAAAUUGAGGCAAGACUUCCACCAACCUUUACUUCACAUAAAAAACGUCAGCAACAACAUCCCCAGUACUCUUGUAAAAGUAACUCAGGACAUCAGCCAGCUCAGAGAUCAAGUCAUUCUGCUACUUUGGGAUUAUUUUCUGAACAGAAGACUAAUUUACAAUCAGGUACUGGAACUACACAUACCAAAAACAUUGUUACUUCAGCACAGCAGUCUCCCAUAGUCCCUAAUCCUGUUACAUUAACAGAGGAGAUUCCACGGUAUAAGGAAAAUUCUUUUAUAGCCAGGCCUCCCAAGCAGGCCAAAAUUGAGAGUUCUGGUGCUAUCACAGUGCUGUCCACUACCUUUCAGCCUCAGUUCUGUCAGAAUGCAGAUGGAAAUUCAGAAGCAGCAAAGUUAGUAAAAACUGAACCACCAUUCACGCCUUCUCUUAGUGGAUUCAUAGAGUCUCCCAUGCAGUAUCUGGAUGCCCAGACAAAAAAAUUAUUGGAAUACCCAGCAAAAAAGGCUACAGGAGACUAUCCAGUGUGUGAUUGUGUCGAACAAAUCCUUGAGAAAGAUGAAGGGCCUUAUUACACACAUCUGGGCUCCGGGCCUUCGGUUGCAUCUAUUAGGAAGCUUAUGGAAGAAAGGUUUGGCACAACAGGCAAGGCAAUAAGAAUAGAAAAAGUGUUGUACACAGGAAAAGAAGGAAAGAGUUCAAUGGGAUGUCCGAUUGCUAAAUGGGUUAUACGAAGAGCAAGUGAAGAAGAAAAGCUGCUGUGCUUGGUUCGUCACCGAGCUGGUCAUCACUGCGAGAAUGCGGUCAUCAUCAUUCUAAUCAUGGCUUGGGAGGGGAUCCCACGUGCCUUCGGAGACCACCUGUAUAAAGAAAUAACUGAAACCAUCACCAAGUAUGGGAACCCCACUAGUCGUAGAUGUGGACUGAAUGAUGACCGUACAUGUGCAUGCCAAGGCAAAGAUCCUGAUACCUGUGGUGCCUCUUUUUCCUUUGGUUGCUCAUGGAGCAUGUAUUUUAAUGGCUGCAAAUAUGCCCGAAGCAAAACACCUCGCAAGUUCCGACUGCAGGGAUAUCACCCAGAUGAGGAAGACUUACUUAAAGAUAAGUUACAGGCCCUUGCUACAAAAGUUGCUCCACUUUAUAAGCAGCUUGCACCACAGGCUUACCAAAAUCAGGUUACUAAUGAAGAGGUGGCUAAAGACUGCAGGCUUGGUUUCGAAGAAGGACGUCCAUUCUCUGGAGUAACAGCAUGUAUGGAUUUCUGUGCACAUGCCCAUAAAGACCAGCACAAUCUUUUCAAUGGCUGCACAGUGGUUUGCACACUGACAAAAGAAGACAAUCGUGAGGUGGGGAAGAUUCCAGAAGAUGAACAGCUCCAUGUCCUUCCACUCUACAAAGUUUCACCCACAGAUGAGUUUGACAGUGAAGAGCACCAGCAGGCAAAGAUUAAAAGUGGAGCCAUUCAGGUUUUGACUGCAUUUCCUCGGGAGGUACGGAAGCUGCCAGAACCAGCUAAGACUUGCCGACAAAGACAGUUAGAAGCUAGAAAAGCUGCAGCUGAGAGAAGAAAGCUAAAAAAGGGAAUGCUGAUGCCUUCGGUAAAGCAGGAAAUAAUGGAUAUGUCAUGUCUUCAAUCUCCAGGUUUGGGUCUGACAAGUGGAUUGCCCCAUCAACAACUAAAAUGCAUAAAAAGUGAGCCACUGGAUCAGUAUAACACCAUUAAGUACAAAGGGAAUGCAGUUGUAGAAAGUUACUCAGUGCUAGGGAACUGUAGACCAUCUGUUCCCUAUGGUGGAAAUAGUGUUUACUCUUCAUACCAUUCCAUCUAUGCACAGUCUAACCCAUCGCCCAUCAAUGGUUUUCACUCAAAAUUCACCCUUCCACCCUAUGGAUGUUAUGGAUACCCUGGCAUGCUUCAGUCACACUUCCUAAACUAUGGAAGCAAUGAAGUCCGGCCUGGACCUUGGGCAAAUGACAGCUUCGAUAAGAAACCCAAUAUCCAUACAUUGCAGGAUAAUCCAAACUUCAAAAACAGCAAAGAUCACUCAGAGCAUAGUUCCCACAUAGUCGCAAAAGGUAACCAGUACCCAUCUACACUCCAGGAGUCACAUGGCUUUGGAAAUACUAACACAAGUUCCGCAGAUCACAGGACUAGUCACACCCCAGCAGAAAAUAAACAAUUUGCACAAAACAUUAACUGUCUACGUCAGAUGAUUAAGCAAGAAUCAAUAGAUUCUUUCCCAUAUACAGAAACUGUUCCAGUGGCAACUCCGAAUAUACAUAACACACAGACUAACAGCAUCACUUCCACUGCAAGGUCUUCACAAGUUGCUGGACAACAUCUCUGGAAUUCUCAUACAUCAAAUGGAAAUCUUUCAACAUUUGAAAAGGGUUGCUCAGAAAAUGCAUGGAGAACAUUACAGUCUAAUAAAAAUUCUAAGCUACUGAACUUAAACACAAAGGAAAAGCUACAUUCUUAUAAAUUGACUCCAAACAGCACUGGAUUAUCUGAUAUGCCCAUUCAAGAGAAACAGUGGAAUUCACUCACAGAAUCAGGCCAGGCAACAUGCCCAGGAACAGAUGACCAAGGUAGAUCUUGGAGUUCAUGUAAGAUAGAUGAGGACAUGUCAACAUCAUCUUUGUCUGGUUUACCUAAUGGAAAUGUAAUGGACAACUGGAGUUCUAUCUCAUCUGUUAGUGGUCAUUCCAACUACCAGAGUACACCAUGGAGUUCCCACAUCAGUGAAAGUAGAGGCCCUACCCCAAGCCCAGGAUUGUAUGGAAAGCCUUGGAACUCUUCUUGUCCUUCAGUGUCUGUAGUUUCAAGCAUAAACAGUGACAAACCAUUUAGCCAAGCUUUGCAGCAUGGUAAUUUUUCCUUGCUAAAUGGUUUAGGUCUUCAGCAGAAUCACUGGAAUGUGUAUAAAUCUGAGAAUAAUGUGGAACAUACAGAUGAAGAACAUGACAGGGAAAUGGAGGAAGUUUGGUCAGAUAGUGAGCAUAACUUUUUGGAUGAAAAUAUUGGUGGGGUUGCUGUUGCUCCUGGUCAUGGUUCUGUCCUGAUUGAAUGUGCAAGAAGGGAACUCCAUGCCACAACUCCUCUUAACAAACCAAAUCGGACCCAUCCAACACGAAUCUCUCUAGUGUUUUACCAGCAUAAAAACCUUUGCCACCCAAAUCAUGGACUUGCUCUUUGGGAAGCCAAAGUGAAGCUUUUGGCUGAAAGAGCAAGGGCUCGGCAAGAAGAGGCUGCCAGGCUGGGACUGCAACCUGACAUUAAGCCUUUUGGAAGGAAACGAAAAUGGGGAGGUAGUUCAAACAAUGAAUCGUCGCAAAAUGAACUGAAAGAUUCUAUCCCCAAGCGUCAGGCUGUAGCCAUCCCAACAAACUCUGUAGUCACUGUGUCUGCUUAUGCCUGUACCCAAGUAACCGGACCCUUCAACCGCUGGAUAUGAGAUUAUUUCAAAUCUACAGCAAUUUUUACCUCAACAUCUGCAGCACUGACUUAACUGCUGCUGCAUUGUGGUGCUUUCCUCGAAUGCAUGUAGAGGAAGAAAAUUCUCAAGUGCAAAUAUGAGAGAUGCACUUCGAGCAAAAAAAAAAAAAAACUUUUACUGUUGACAGUUUCAGUAAACUAAUAUUUAUAUCUCCAUUUUUAAUCUUUACAUGUAUGUCACAAGAACGGGAAGAAUUUUUAGUGUCCUUCACAAAGGAGAGGUUUUUAUGUCAAUUUAAAUAAGUAUUUAUUGGAUUUUUUAUUGUGAAAACUAGGCAGAUUUUAAAUCAGCUGCUUCUGAAUGAUUGUUUUUGGUGGUAAUAAACUGAAAUAUCUGUGCAGUUGCUCUCCAUUGACACCCAUAUAAUGUCCCUAAAAGAGAAGACUAGUUUGUAGGAAAAUGGUUGCAAACUGAACUAAGCUUGCAGGUCUUAAAGAUGCAGUGUCAUUUUCGCAAAACGGCUGAAACAAUAACUGAUUCCUUUUUAGUAAUGUAUGUUAAAAUGGUUCUCAUGUAAUAUGGAAUUCAUCUAUUUAUGUGUAAUGUAAUCCUUUAUUUUACUACUAUGUUGGUUGACAACAUGGUAGUUGAAAAAAGUAUAACCUCAGACAUGAAAAAGGUUGCUGUAUUUUUAAACAAAAGCUGUUACAAAGGUGAUGCUCAGCUUUUCACUCUUGGUUCUUGACUACAUUGCAAUUGCUGCAAUUGGUGCUUUUAAGUAAUGUGUGUGUUUGUGGGUGAGGGGGGCAUUUUCUAUUUCAUGCUUUGUUUAUUUAGCUAAGUAAAUGACAUCAGGUGUGUAUGUUCACUCAUACAAAUUGACCAUUUCAUUUCUGAUAACACUUUAUAUGCUUCGCUUGUCAUUUUGGUAAUAGAAAAUGUUCCCCUCCUUCUGAUAUUUCUUUACUUAACUUUUUUGUAACUGGUAUUACUGGUACUAUUUGUAGGUGCUAUGCUUUUUUUACUUACAACUACUGUUUCAAAAUGGUGCUGCUUCAGGUUUGACCCUUAAUUUUUCCUUCAGAUCAUUGAAGAGGAUAGAGGUUAUAGGCAUGAUUACAGGAAUACUAAAGGAAGGAUUUGUAAUUACCAAUGAAAUGCAAAGCCUUUGUGAUUUGUGGUACGCACAUUUUAAUGGUGCAUUCUACUGGUGCUACACGAUUCCUGAUUAUUGGGAUAGAGCUGAAAUGUUAGGUGCAUCUUGAAGCUUCUGUAUAAUAAAUUCUGUGCCUCUCCAUGUUAUUCAUGAGGUCAUAUGGUAUACCACCAUGAGAAACGAUGACAUCACAUGUUCUUCUGAAUAAUUACUGUUACAACUGAGUCACAGUUUAAGCUAUACAGAAAAUGCUUUAUUAACACAGUGUCACAGCAGGAAUAAACUACAAUGUUAAUCUGAAAAAAAAUGCACUUGCAUGUUAUCUCAGAGCGCUGAGGUUCAAAGUGUUUUUUUUUACUGUAACUGCAAUCCCCUUACUUCAGCAACACUGGCAUAAAACAGGUACCCACUUUACCAAACCUUGAGCUUCAUGUGCUCUGAUUUUAUUGGUUGUAAAUAGAGAAAGAUUUGUAAAAGCACUUUCACCAUGAUUUUAAACAACUUGAACUAGUGUAUUUGACUGCAUAUUAUGGAAAAAACUAUAUAUAUAUAUUAAAGAAGAUUCAGUCUGUUUCCAUCCAUCCUGUCAGAGAUACCCCUUCUUAUUCUGAAAUUUGUCCAUAAUUCUGAGCAGAAGACAUUUUCGUUUACUUGUUUUAUUGUUUAUCCUAGUCUUACUGUUUACAGCUAAUGGCAUUUCUAAAGAAUAAAUGUUUAGGCAUAUGUCGCAACAGAGCAGGCUGACACCAGCAGGCCUUAAAUAUAUUGAUCUGUUUCCAUCUAACAGAGGAAAAAUGAUUUACUUUAGAAUUAUUUAUGCCUUUUUGUUUUUACAGCCCCUUUCUGGAUUGUUUUAUAAUGUGCUUUAGAUGAAGUACAUUUGCUUAUAAUUCAUUAAUAUCUGUACAGAAGAAAAAUUAUGCUGUCAUUUUCAAUGAUUUGCAUUUCUAAUACCCUGAAUUCACUGCAUUUUUAUUUUUCUAAGAUAAUUCCAAAGCAGCUUCUGGUACAGUUUUUUAAAGAAUGGCUCACACCACUGAAGACAUUGGCACUUAAGAUUGAAAAAAUAAUUCUUCCACUGAGGUUACACAGUGAAUGUACUUUCUAUAUUUGUACUGCAAAGUGUAUUGUGAAGAUGUUGGCAUAUUUGUGAAGACAGACAUCAGAACACCAGUACCACAAUAUUUUAUUUAUUUUUUUGUUUUGUUUUUAUGAGGCAGGAACUCUACGAUUUCUUGGCUCAGGAUCUGUGUUCGCUCAGGAAUUAUAUCUAUAAAGAACAACAUUCAAUGCAAAAUAAACAAAUAAAUAAAAUCAUCAUUGACACACAGUGCUUUUUAAAAGAAAUGUUCAUUUUAGAAAAAAAUGUUAAAAAGUAAACCGUUUUUGAAGUUAUGUGACACUUGGGUAGGAGCCUGUGGAAAGGUCUGAUGCUAAGUUUUGGGUGAGAGUAUUAUGAUCCGUUCCUGUAAUUAAAAUGUGAAUUAAGUGGUGUUGUGUUUUUCUGCAACUGUGGUAAUCAACACAUGUUUGUUUUGCACGGGCAGAUAGUUACUUUAAGUUCACAACCAAAUUCUGUUUGAAACUGUGUUUGUUCUUUUUAAUGGCAGAUUUUACACCACUGAUUAGUGUUAUGCAAACACUAACUUUUUUUUUUUUAAUUUAACAAGCUUGCCAGAAUCACUCUCUGAGCUGCAAUGUAUAUGAAGCUCAGUAUGAUUUUUUCUGCAUUGUCAUGUUUUCUGGCAACUUUAGGAACCUUUUAUAUGCUGCACUUCAUUCAGGGUUUCAGCGGAGACUGCAAUGACUGUGGAAUAGUUUUGGAGACAUGCAUGUUUUAAGCUUUGGCAAUAGUGAACUGGUCCAUUUUUGGCUCAUGGUUUGUAUCUCUUGUUUUAACUCUUUGAUUUAUGAUUACCAUCUAAUUCAUGGCUUAGUCCCCUGUGUCUUUUUUAAGCUGUACAUUUAGGUAACUGAACCUGUUGGCGCUUGUUGUCCAUAUAGACUCCUUUGUCAGUCUUGUAUCAAACAUUUUAUUUGAGAAAUCAUGCUAAUUCCAUUGGCUAAGUUGAAAAAAUUCAACUGCAGCUUUGCAUUAUUGUUAUAGUAAGCCCAGACAUGUUUCUUAUGACUGACAUCUAACUGUAGUAGAAAGUGAACACAGAUUGAAAUGGGUCAUUGCGUUUCAGCUUUGGGUUUAAGUGGUGUCUUCCCUGCUUUAGGCCACUUUUCUGAUGAUACAUUUUUCCGAUAUUUCCUCCUCUUCACAAGUUUGAUCACAAAAUACAAACAGCAUUUUACAGACUUUGGAAACAAAUAUAUAUAUUCAGUUUAACAGUGUCAUGGGCUUUUUGAGGCUAAUUUGGGCUACACUCUGCAACUUCCCAAUGCUGCCAUUACUGGGAGUGUAGCUGUAGUGAAGAAGAAAUGAUAGAAACUGUACCCAGUGUCACAACUGGUUUGGCGAGUAGGUACUACUGCCGUAUCUAACAAGAUGUUAAUAAUGUACACUACAAACAACCUACCUCAGGUCCCAGUCAAUGAAAUUACAAGGUGCUCUCAUCGUAGUAAUUUGGAUCUAUGCAGACCUAAAGGCCCUUCCUUGCUGCUAAAUAUUCUGCAUUCUGCAGCUGCCUGUCCAAGGUAAACUGGUUGGUGCUCUAGUCAAACACGUUUUAAAAAUCAGUGAUAAAAAAAUGAAGUAGAAUUCUUUAAUUAUGAUGUAUAUACACUAGAUGUAAAUGACAUAUUGUUCAGGAGGAAGCUGGAAAUAGCUCAUUUAAAGACUUGGAUAUCAGUCCUUUCUUUAAUCAAACUGAUAGAUCAGCAGUGGAGGUAACUUGUUUGCUGGUAUCAUUUCCUAAGAAUGGGCACUUGGUAAUCAUUUACAGCAAAGUCCUAGAAAUUGUCACAUAAUUUGUAAACAACAGUGUAUUUAUAUAUUGCCAUUUAUAGUGCUUUAUCCAUCAUAACAUAGUGAAUAGUGGAUAGCUACUGAUGGGUGGGAAUUAACUCGUAAACAUUUUGCUGUGUUAGCUGGUAGUAGUUUCUAGAAGGAAGAGCAAAAGUGGUUAUUGUGUGCUAGAUGUCAACUGUUUGUUGCAGUGGAUAGCUACUCCUCAGUUUCUGUCAAGAGAGAUUAAUUCCCUUCACAAUGUAGGUUGUGCUGGUAAGACUGGAAAUGAUGCAGUUUGAGUUCAGUGUUGAAUUUUGUGUUUCCUCGUACUCUAGUUUCAACAAGUAGUAUGCAAUUACUUACAACAGGUUAACAGCAUCAGGAGUAAUUAACACAUGAAUGUGUUACAUAUUUACAAACAACAUUUUCCUGAUCUGUUCUCAUAUACAGAUGAAGUACACUUUUUAUCGUAUAUGUCAAAGCUGUUUGUUGACAUUUUGGUACAGUUGACAGCUUGCACAAAUCCCAAAACAUACACACACAUACAUACACACAAACACACAUACAUAUUUGAAGAAUUGUAGGUAUGUUUUUAUCAAAUACCCUUUAUCUUAUCAUUUAUGCUUUUGGUCAGAUUUAAAUAAUGAACAUGUCCAAGAAUGUCAGCAAUGCUUCCCCUUUUUAAUCAAACUGAAUGCCCUUAACAGAACUUUUCCUAACCCUAGAGUUAUUGUUCCCCUUACAAAGGGAUGUUAGCACUGCCACAUAAGUUAACUUAACUGUUGUUCACCUUGUUUAGGAUUUCGGUAUUUUUCAUCUCUUUCAGUAUAUACCAUAUUGGGUUAGUAUGACAUUAUAUAAUACUUUAUUUAGAAGUUUGACUUCCUGGCCCUCUUAUCCUGUGACCCAUUACAUUUUAGACUGCUAACCACAAGAAACCUAUACAGCAAGGUUUUGGUAGCUCUGUCAUUCUUCCUUGCCAGUGGCAGGCGUGAACUUUGAGUAUUUUGAAUGUAAUGCUUUUUGUGAAGGAAUAAGGUAUAUCUGUUGUCACAGAAGACACAAGAAUGUCAUGUAAUAGAGUGAAUGAUUGUUAGAAUAGUAUUACUAAGUGUUAAAAAGGAAGUUUAAUGUACGUGAGUAGUGACACCUAUAUAGUUAGUGACAACUAUGAUCAAAAAGUUCUGAAGUAAACAGUAAUUCUGAGUGCUAGUAUUCCAGCUGAAUAUCCUAUCGGAGAAGGCAUGGCAUUUUAAUUCCAUAGUGCAAUGGAAGAAAGGUAAUGCUUAGUUAAAAAAGAAAAAGAAUAAAAAAAUAAUGAGUAUGACCAUUCAAUCAGCUAAUUUACAGUCAGAACAAACUAAUAAUUAGUAAUGAUUGUUACUGUACUGCAGGAAGUUUGUGGUGCAACGAAUAAUGAGAUAAGACAAAAUUGUUAUUUUUUUUCAUUUUUAAGGCUAAAGUGAUCAUCUAAUGAUUUCUUAGGCCAGCGUCAGUAAAGCCUACACUAAGUGUGCACACUAUGUAUUCAAGAAUAUUCUUAACACAUUUUUUGUGCUUCCUAGUCAAUCAGAAAGAUAACACUAAGUGUACAUGUAGUCUACACUUUGUUGUAACCUUUAUGAAUGCCUGUCAGUAUUUAAAGUUGCAAGAAUGUCAGUAGAAAAAUCAAAAUUAGGAGGAAGAAGGUAUGAGUUAUGUCUGUGUUGUCUGUUCGCUCAGAACGAUGUGUGUACAUUUAAUGUAGGCAUCAUUGAAUCCCAGGGCUUGACUUUAAUUUAUCUGUUAUCCUAAUGAACAGCCCAGCAAUUGCUUACUUUGAAACUGUGAAAUAAUAUCCAUCUGUAUGGAAAAUACUAUAACCCUGUGGUUUGCUGAAAAAAAUGCUGACAUGUCUUCAGGUGUCUUAAAACAGAAAACCUGUCUGAAUACAAUACUUGUCCUUAGUUUAAAAAGAAGCCAGAAUAAACAAAAUUUUAAUAUCUCAACAUUUGUCUAUAAUGUCAUACAGACUAUGCAGACGUCUGUAGCCACAAAAGUUAAAAAUAUCACAGUCUUUACCUUUCCUUCUUGCUUAUUUAUUGGCAAAUUGUGCUUUAUAAGUUCCAGGUGUCUAUCUGACAUAAGUCUUAUAAUAUUUUUAUUUUUCAUCAGUAAUGUAAAGUGAAAUCGACUUGGCAAAAAUGUGACAAUCAUAUGACAUUCCUUUGCAUUUUUCUUUGGCAGUGUCUCCCUGUUGUGCCUUCAUGGUCACAUAUCUCUUAAUGUCAGAGUAAACAUGAGAUGAAAAUGUGGGAGUAGUAGAUGUGUCUAUAGUCAUGAAUGAAAAUAGCUUUAGUUACAAGUUACCCUUGAUCUGGUUAAGAGCAGCACUUAAAUCUAUUAACAUGGUUACAUUAAAAGAGGCUCCGUCCAGCCUUGUGACGGUAAAACCCAAUGGAAAAUCAUAAAACAUGCACAAAUGGUGGCAAAUGUGAGACAUCAUGGUGGUAAAAUGACAAGACAAUGAAUAUAAGGAGCAAUACUUAUUUGUUUACACUCACACAGUAUCAAAUAUGUAAGUGGUGUUAUCUUUUGUGAUCCCACAGAAUUAAAGUUUGGAUGCACACCAGACAUGCCAUUGAUAGAUACAGCUCUUAUGACAUUUCCUACUUUUCAUCACCAUUGAUUCAUACAUAUCAGUAAAAAACCUUCAAAGACUUCAUGUGAGAGUGGUCUGUAACAUGCAUGUAUUAUGUACAGGAAAAAAAUAACAUAACUUAAUGCAGUAAAGACAAGUUAAAAUUCAAAGGCAGACUGAAAAAGGUUCAAUAUUUCUUAUAUCAGAAUAAUUAAUGAUUUCUUAAGUAAAAUUGUUUGGACUAUUGCCUUUUUCACACAGCAACUGCAGCAUGAAACAACAGUCAGAAAAUGCACUUAGUUUUUAGAAGUUCCCAGCUCUUAUACAUUUUUGAAGUGCUUUAUUUUUUUAAAUUGUUACCCAUAGAAUUACUAACUGCUUUUCCUGUUAGCUAAAUAUAUAUAUAGAAACUAAAUAGUUAAAACAAGUGAAAAAUAUUUGCAAUCUACAUUGGCAGUUAGCAAAGACAGUAUCACACAAUCAUUUUUUGCAUUUGUCCAAAAUAGCCCAUUUUAAAAUGACAGGGAUUCCAUUAUAUAGUGCUUUCAACUUCUGGAUAAAUGUAGAGUUUGGAGUCUUAGUUGCACCAAUAUGCGCAGUCGUAUCCCUGUGACAGAUUGGGGUGAUACAGCUUUUGAAUUAAUCACUUUUCACAGCUCUACAACUUAAUCGUUAACCCACUAGAGGUUAUCUAGUUGUACUGUAACUUGAGUGCCAUGUACAUGAGAAAAUACAAGUUGCAAACUAAAUGCAUCAGCAAUUAAGUAUGUAUACAGACAUAAGAACAUUGCUGCAUGCAUAUGUCUAGACCAUACAGAGGGAUUACUUGUAGUGCAAAUGUGGCAUUUGUCUGACAUUCUGCAUGGCCAUGCAGUGUUACUGUAGAUUCUUAAUUUUUUUGCCUGAUGUUUAAUUGAACACAUACAGACAGUACUGUUUGUGUUAUAAAUGCCAUUACUUUGCCAACAAACAGACUUGUUAGGUUUUGUUCCUCAAGAUAUUGUAUAAGCAUACAUAUUGUCACUUAAUGUGGUAUUACAGGGCCCAUCUUAAAACCAUAUAAAUUACUUUUUUUUCUGCAUGGUUGCACCUGUCUUACAACAAAAAACUAGUUUUCUUUCUGGUAGCAUAGCUGGUUUGUACAAAAAUGCAUGCCACUAGUUUACCAGCAUAUGAACAUAAACCAUAACGCUGACCUUCAGAAAGUAUAGCAGAAGGUGUGAAAAGAAGAGCACUUUCUUAUUUUUAUAUAUUAGGUCUGCAGGUAUUUUAUCCUGUUUACUUAAAAAUAUGGGAUGCUUGUGCAUUAAGUAAAGCUAGAUGAACUAAGGACAGAAAGAAAAAAAUAUAGCGCUUUUCCUAAAUCAUAGCAGAUAAGUACACUUGCUGCCAAGUUGUGCAAACUUCCUUGUGGGACACUGUUUUGUAGAUCACACACAAAUAAAGCUCAUUAGAAAUUAGAGACUUUGUAUAUUUUACAAAUAAUAGCUCACUGUUUACAGUUCUAAAUGGCAGAAUGUCAUUUAUUAGAAUGACAGUUUCAACAUCUUAAAUUUUGAAGUGCCCAGUUGUAGUUCUGUUCCACUGAUGAGAAAUGAAAUGAUCAGAAUGUAGGUUGAGCUUUAGUAAAUCAUGAGAUGCAGUUCCUUUUUAAUCAGUAAAAUAUGAAUGAUUUCAUAAAGAAAUUAAAAAGCAGGAGCAAAAGGAUUUCUCAUUAGAGGAUUUGACAAAACAUGAUUCUCAUAAAAAUUUGCUAAAUCAUUCGGAAAACUGAAAACACAUCUCCCUACCCCAACUGAGUUAUAGACACAUUAGUUUGUCAGAAUGAGAACUUAAACAUAAUAAAGUCAUAACACUCAAAGAUUGAAACAAUACUAAUUUCAUGAACUUAAAUCAUACUUUGACUUAGGAACGGGGUCCAUUCCCAUCAUGGUAUUAGAAACCCAAAAGACUUGGAGAAGUUAAAAAAAGAAGUUAUAUUUAGUCAAGUUGUGUGUUACAUUACCUAAAAGCCUCCACAAACGUGUUUUUGACACUUCUGUCUGGAAAAGAAAACUUACUUGGUGAGAUUUCCAGGAGAAGAGAUUAACAGUAGUAGGACUUUUAGGAUAAAGUAAAGGUGACUGUCUUUGACAUAUCUCGAGUUAUUGCUAGAGUGUUCCCACAAGAUACCUGUGGCAAUCCCCCUUUGCAUUGUACUUCUCAAAUUUUCUGUCAACGUGAUCAUUUUUAAUGCACAUCUCUUAUCUAUCUAUCUAUCUAUCUAUCUAUCUAUCUAUCUAUCUAUCUAUCUAUCUAUCCAUCUUAUAUUUUUGAUUAGCUUCCCUUUCUAUUUCAAAGCUUUUUAGUUUGACUUUUCCUGCCAUAUGCCUUUAAAUUUGAAGGCAGCACUUUUUCUAUGCCAGCAAUACUUUCUGUGCUGUUAAUAGACCAAACAAAGAAUUGAAGUGGUGUAUAGUUAAAAAAAAAAUCAACAUCUCCAAAAUAAUUCUGGCAUCACUGAGGUCUAACAAAGUAACCCCACAGAGAUGUUUUAUUCCCAAUAAACCUUUUUGCUCUCUUCAAGGUAGCUAAGUUGUAGUAACUUAGCUAGAAAACAUGUAAACAGUCUGGAAUAAAAACUAUAAAUGUUAAUAACCAAGAAUAAAACAACAAGAUCAUUUGCACCUUGUGAGAAAAAAAAAAAACUUCUUCUGAUCAAAGAUACUUUUAAAUAUAUUUAUUCAUUUGGCAUUUGUUUACUGGGAAAGUCUGAAUGGGUCAUGAGG
Molecule: messenger RNA, 15221 nt
Organism: Protopterus annectens (West African lungfish)
Lineage: Eukaryota; Metazoa; Chordata; Ceratodontiformes; Protopteridae
Gene: TET3
Product: tet methylcytosine dioxygenase 3
Exons: 12
Coding region: 1-5799 (1932 amino acids)
Biological process (GO): oxidative demethylation; positive regulation of transcription by RNA polymerase II
Cellular component (GO): nucleus
Molecular function (GO): DNA 5-methylcytosine dioxygenase activity
Source: RefSeq, a predicted model, not a curated record